AUGUAUGUUGAUCCCAUGAACAACAAUGAAAUCAGGAAACUAAGUAUUGCCGCCAAGACGGAAACGACUCCAGAUGACGUUGAGCAAGAUAUUUCCGUAAACGCACGUUCGGUGCAUGAGGAAUGUUGUUCCACUACACCAGUUGCGCUAAAUGAACAAAACAAGGAAAAGAUGAAAGAGGAGGCGACUACAGGUAAUUUUUUGUCUAAACCUAUGCUGCAAUAUAGGGAUACCUCAGGUAAGUAUUCUUUAAGUGAUUUUCAGAUUCUGAGAACUCUCGGUACUGGCUCAUUUGGGAGAGUUCAUCUCAUUCGUUCCAAUCACAAUGGAAGGUUCUACGCUUUAAAAACAUUGAAAAAACAUACUGUGGUAAAGCUGAAGCAAGUAGAGCAUACUAAUGAUGAGCGCCGGAUGCUUUCCAUUGUUUCGCAUCCUUUCAUCAUUAGGAUGUGGGGGACAUUUCAAGAUUCUCAACAAGUUUUCAUGGUAAUGGAUUACGUUGAAGGUGGAGAAUUGUUCUCAUUAUUACGAAAAUCUCAGAGAUUUCCUAACCCAGUAGCCAAAUUCUAUGCCGCGGAGGUCUGUUUAGCAUUGGAGUAUCUGCACAGCAAGGAUAUAAUAUAUAGAGAUCUGAAACCCGAGAAUAUCCUUCUAGAUAAAAAUGGUCACAUUAAAAUAACUGACUUCGGAUUUGCAAAAUACGUUCCCGAUGUCACAUACACAUUAUGCGGUACUCCAGAUUACAUAGCGCCUGAAGUGGUCAGCACCAAACCAUAUAAUAAAUCGGUAGAUUGGUGGAGUUUUGGUGUGCUAAUAUAUGAAAUGCUUGCCGGAUACACACCAUUUUACAAUUCUAACACCAUGAAAACCUACGAAAAUAUACUUAAUGCUGAAUUGAAGUUCCCGCCGUUUUUCCACCCAGAUGCACAGGAUUUAUUGAAGAAGUUAAUAACCAGAGACCUAUGUGAAAGGUUGGGUAACCUACAGAAUGGGAGUGAAGACGUUAAGAACCAUCCAUGGUUCAACGAAGUAAUAUGGGAGAAAUUGUUAGCCAGGUACAUAGAAACACCUUACGAACCGCCAAUUCAACAGGGUCAGGGUGACACUUCUCAAUUUGACAGAUAUCCUGAAGAGGAAGUCAACUAUGGGAUCCAAGGGGAAGAUCCAUAUAUCGAUCUGAUGAAAGAAUUUUAA
This is a messenger RNA of Saccharomyces mikatae IFO 1815, 1194 nucleotides long. RefSeq names its product cAMP-dependent protein kinase catalytic subunit TPK3 (gene TPK3). Bases 1 to 1194 code for a protein of 397 amino acids. Gene Ontology annotation, biological process: peptidyl-serine phosphorylation. Gene Ontology annotation, cellular component: nucleus; cAMP-dependent protein kinase complex. NCBI's taxonomy places the organism in Eukaryota, Fungi, Ascomycota, Saccharomycetes, Saccharomycetales, Saccharomycetaceae. The transcript has a single exon. Gene Ontology annotation, molecular function: cAMP-dependent protein kinase activity; ATP binding. The record is from RefSeq and is a predicted model, not a curated record.